Molecule: messenger RNA, 2846 nt
Organism: Sclerotinia trifoliorum
Lineage: Eukaryota; Fungi; Ascomycota; Leotiomycetes; Helotiales; Sclerotiniaceae
Source: the annotation of a GenBank genome assembly
UGAUAUAGAUACUAAUCCGUAUAAUUGGUUGACUUGUAUAGUCCAAGUAUAGCAGGUACUCAUCAUAGAGAACACCUGGAACAGCCCCCAAACUUUGAUGCGCCCUCGGGAACCAAAAUAGUCUUCCCCGCAUUUCCUAAACCCCACAAGAGUUAUUCACGGCAGUUGGUAGUACAGACUUAUUAACCACGUUUUCUUGGUAUUUCCCUCACUUCCAUAACCUUACUAAAGUACUUUCUUUCUCCAAUGUUUAUUGCUCUCUCAUUCAAUACUUCUCAACAGCACUCCAGGUCAACCAACUAAGAUCCUACAAGCAUCAAAAUCCUCACAAUGGUAUUCCUAGCCGAAAACUCCGUAUAUAUACCCACGAAAGAUCUCUUGUCGUGGAUAUUCGAUGAUAUUCCCUAUGACCAGGAUACCAAAGUAAGCCCCUCUGUCUAUAGUGUAGUUAAGACCAUUAAAUCCCAAUGCAUAUAUAGAUAUACAUCGACGCGAACGACCCCUCUCGUUCCAUAUCCCCAAAGCAAGCUCGACUAAUCAUCCGCAAAUUAGUUGCCGGAUUUCACGCUGCCGGUUUGGAGAAGGGUGAUUGUGUUUGCUUACAUUCGUUUAACGAUGUGAGAACCUUAUCAUGCUGCUCAAUUGGAAGUUUCUAAUCAUGCAAACACAAUGCAGAUUUAUUAUUCUAUGAUCUUUCUAGGUGCUCAUAUCUCUUCUUAGAUGGCUAUUAUUACCUACCUACUCUUACUCAUAAACUACAGGUAUCAUAGCAGCAGGUGGAAUAUUCACCGGCACAAAUCCUUCCUACACUUCUCAUGAACUAAUCCAUCAUAUCAAAACCUCUGAAGCAAAAUUUCUCAUCACAGAGCCGAAGAUGCUCACAAAUAUCCUUGCAUCUGCGAAAGAAUGCGACAUCCAGUCUUCAAAUAUUUGGAUAUUCGAUGUACUCGAACAGGUCAUUCCUGAUGGUUUCAAAUCCUUCAAUGAGUUGAUGAAACAUGGAGAGGAAGAUUGGAUAAGGUUUGAUGAUGAAAAAGUCUCGAGAGAAACAACUGCUGCUAGGUUAUUUAGUAGUGGAACUACUGGGCCCCCGAAAGCAGCUGUGUUAUCCCAUUAUAACUUGGUUGCGCAGCACACGCUUGUGUAUGAACAGGCACGGAGACCAUAUACUGUAUGUUCCCCUCCUCUUCAUGAGCUGCAGAUUUUAAUGCAACCAUUCUAGCUACGGCGGGUAGUAGCACUACCCAUGUUCCACGCAGCUUGUGUUCCUAGUUUGUAUCCAAUUCUCCAUUAUCUGGAAGAAAAAACUGCUGAAACAUAAAAUAGGCGUCCAUACAAGUGCCUUGAAAGCUGGACACGUCUCAAUCGUAAUGCGUCGUUUUGAACUCAACCCCUUUCUGCACCACGUAAAAGCACAUCAGACAAAUGAAUUAAUGCUCGUACCACCUAUCGCAAUAGCACUCAUCAUGUCUGGUCUCGCAGGAGAUAAAUUAAAAACCAUCAAACAUGCCGCUAUAGGCGCAGCUCCAAUGGGAAAAGAAGCCCAAGAGAAACUAAAGCAAUUGUGUGCUCCGGGAGCGACCGCAACUCAGGUUUUUGGCAUGACGGAGACUAGUUGCAUCUGUACCAUGUUUCAUUACUGGGAGGAUGAUAAUACGGGUAGUGUGGGAAGAAUGCUGCCGAAUAUCGAUGCGAAGUAUAUUUUUCUGUCUCUGUGCUGCAUUAAUCUCAAAGACUAAUCUGGAAUUAUCAAUUAGGAUUAUUGAUGAUGAGGGCAAUGAUAUAACAGCCUAUGAUGUUCGUGGUGAGCUUUGUGUACGAGGCCCGACUAUCAUAUCUGGUUACUGUAAGUCACCUCAACCCUUCUUCCACCUAGUUGUCCAAUACACGGACUGGCAAGCUAGGGCUUAGCUUCCGAUUUCCGAAAAGCUACGAAUUUACAAAGACGGUUUGACCAUUUGCAUGAAUUCAUUGUUCCAAGUAGAACCAACAUCCUCAAAAAAUUCCAUCGUUCAAACAAACUCACCAAACAGACCCUCCCACCAUCAAACUAUCAUCCAACCCAAUCCAAUCCAUAAAACACUCUCCACCCACCCAACAAACAAACCAAAACUAACACUUCCCCUCUCAAUCACAAGAUAAAAACCAACCCGCAAACCAACUCUCCUUCGACUCAUCCCAAUUUUUCAAAACCGGGGAUAUAGCAUACUGCUCUCACCCCAGCAAAAAAUGGUACAUAAUCUCGCGCAAAAAAGAACUCAUCAAAGUACGAGGCUUCCAAGUAGCGCCAGCGGAAAUCGAAUCCGUGCUGCUAUCUCACCCGUUGAUAAUCGAUGCGGCUGUUAUUGGGAUCAAGGGAUCAGAUGCGGAUGGAGAGAUGCCUCGAGCGUAUGUGGUGAGGAGACACGGGGAAGAGGGUAGCAGGCUGGAGGAGAAGGAUGUGAAGGGGUGGUGUGGGGAGAGGUUGGCGAGGUAUAAGGAGUUGAAUGGUGGAGUGAGGUUUGUGGAGACUAUUCCGAAGAAUGCUAGUGGGAAGAUUUUGAAGAGGAUCUUGGAGGAGCAGGCGGAGAGGGAGAUGAAAAUGGCUAGACUUUGAUUGGGGUUUGUUGUUGAGGGUUGAUUUGUGGGUAAAUAGGAUAUACCGGGUAGAUGUAUGCAUUUCUGGAAGUAAGUUACGCAGCGAGCCUUCAAGGGAAUAUUAACAAUGAAAGUGAUUUGGAUGAAUGACGUAGGAUGCGACAACUCAACAUGUACACGUAAAUUGAACAGUGAGGAACCCCCGGGUAAGGAUUGUCGUAUGGAAAAUUCAGGAUCUAUGGAUGGUACUUAACCAACCACUAGAGCAG